Messenger RNA from Tauraco erythrolophus (red-crested turaco), 1954 nucleotides. It is a transcript of the gene SLC6A7, whose product is annotated as solute carrier family 6 member 7. Gene Ontology annotation, biological process: amino acid import across plasma membrane; nitrogen compound transport; sodium ion transmembrane transport. Gene Ontology annotation, molecular function: amino acid:sodium symporter activity. NCBI's taxonomy places the organism in Eukaryota, Metazoa, Chordata, Aves, Musophagiformes, Musophagidae. The record is from RefSeq and is a predicted model, not a curated record. Gene Ontology annotation, cellular component: plasma membrane.
UGUCGGAGCGGGGAGCGCAUAGCAACAGGAUUCUGGGAUGAAGAAGCUUCGGCAGCAGCAUCUCCAGGAGCCGGUGACACCAGAGCUCCUGGUGAGCCCCAGCAGCCAGGACGGAGACCUGGGCUCCGAGUGCCCUGAAGACAGAGGGAACUGGACGGGGCGGCUGGAUUUCCUCCUCUCCUGCAUCGGAUACUGCGUGGGGCUUGGAAACGUCUGGAGGUUCCCCUACAGGGCUUACACCAAUGGAGGAGGAGCUUUCCUGGUUCCUUACUUCAUCAUGCUGGCCAUCUGCGGGAUCCCCAUCUUCUUCAUGGAGCUGUCACUUGGCCAGUUCUCCAGCCUGGGGCCGCUGGCUGUCUGGAAGAUAAGCCCCCUCUUUAAAGGCGUUGGCAUGGGCACAAUCCUCAUCGUCUCCCUGGUGGCCAUUUACUACAAUAUGAUCAUUGCUUACGUUCUCUUCUACCUCUUUGCAUCCCUCACAAGCGACUUGCCCUGGCAGCACUGUGGCAACUGGUGGAACACCGACCUGUGCCUGGACCACCACGUCAUCAAGGCAGGGAACACCACCUUCCCUGUCAACAUCACCAACACCGUCAGCCCCAGCGAGGAGUACUGGAGCCGGUACGUCCUGCACAUCCAAGGGAGCUCUGGGAUCGGAGAUCCUGGGAGGAUCCGCUGGAACCUGUGUCUGUGCCUGCUGCUUUCUUGGACCAUCGUCUAUCUGUGCAUCCUAAAGGGAGUCAAAUCCUCUGGCAAGGUCGUGUACUUCACCGCCACCUUCCCGUACCUCAUCCUGGUGAUGCUGCUUGUUCGUGGUGUGACGCUGGAGGGGGCCUGGAAGGGGAUCCGGUUUUACCUCACGCCCCAGUUUGAUCACUUGCUGUCUUCCAAGGUGUGGAUUGAGGCAGCCCUGCAGAUUUUCUACUCCCUUGGAGUAGGUUUCGGGGGCCUCCUCACCUUCGCCUCGUACAACACCUUCCAUCAGAACAUCUACAGGGACACCUUCAUAGUGACCCUGGGCAAUGCCAUCACCAGCAUCCUGGCAGGGUUUGCUAUCUUCUCUGUUUUGGGAUACAUGUCCCAGGAGCUUGGAGUCCCUGUUAACCAGGUAGCAAAAGCAGGUCCUGGCCUGGCUUUUGUGGUGUACCCCCAGGCCAUGACAAUGCUCCCCCUUUCUCCAUUCUGGUCUUUCCUGUUCUUCUUCAUGCUGUUAACCUUGGGCCUGGACAGCCAGUUUGCCUUUAUGGAGACCAUCGUUACGGCAGUGACAGAUGAAUUUCCCUACUACCUGCGGCCAAAGAAAGCUUCUUUCUCAGCUGUCAUCUGCAUUGCCCUCUUCCUGAUGGGGCUCAUCCUCACAACAGAGGGUGGGAUGUACUGGCUGGUCCUACUGGAUGACUACAGUGCUGGCUUUGGUCUCAUGGUGGUAGUGAUCACUACCUGCCUCGUGGUGACACGUGUCUACGGUAUGAAGAGGUUCUGCCGAGACAUCCACAUGAUGCUGGGCUUCAAACCAGGGCCCUACUUCAGAGCCUGCUGGAUGGUCCUGUCCCCUGCAACAAUGAUGGCUCUGCUGGUGUACAACAUCAUCAAGUACCAGCCCUCCGAGUACGGCAGCUACCGCUUCCCAACCUGGGCCGAGGUCUUGGGCAUCCUCAUGGGAGUUCUCUCCUGCCUGAUGAUUCCCAUAGGCAUGGUGGUGGCUGUGCUCCGAGAAGAAGGGACACUAUGGGAGCGAGUCUGGCAGGCAAGCCGGCCCACCAUGGACUGGGGCCCAUCGCUGGAGGAGAACCGGACCGGCAUGUAUGUGGCGAGCCUGGCCGGCAGCCAGUCCCCCAAACCACUGAUGGUUCACAUGCGGAAAUAUGGGGGCAUCACCAGCUACGAGAACACGGCCAUCGAGGUGGACCGAGAGAUGGAGGAGGAGGAGGAGGAAGAGGAGUCCAUGAUGUGA